Molecule: messenger RNA, 2982 nt
Organism: Emericellopsis cladophorae
Lineage: Eukaryota; Fungi; Ascomycota; Sordariomycetes; Hypocreales; Bionectriaceae
Exons: 4
Coding region: 1-2982 (993 amino acids)
Cellular component (GO): fungal-type vacuole membrane
Source: RefSeq, a predicted model, not a curated record
AUGCCACCCACGGAGCACUCGCCGCUUCUCGCGGCAAACAAUGAGGUCGAGGACCGUAUCGACGCCACCGAGGAUUCACCUUUGCUUGCAGAUAACGAAGAUUCGCAGCCCGAACCAGAACACCAAGAUGGCCAAGAGCGUCGGUCAACUUCCUCUGCGCUGUGGCCGCGAAGCAAAUCAGCAGAUGGUUCUAAGAAAUCGAAAUGGAGAUGGCCAAGCAUUGCUGCUGGGGCCAUCCUUGUACUGCUGGUCAUUGCUGUACUUGUUGGCGGGUUCGUGAUGCCAGGCGCUGUCAAAGAGUAUGCCGAGGGUGCUGCGGUCAUUGAGCCAACCGGUCUGUCUAUCGAGUCCAUCACCAGCGACGGUGUUCGGGCACGUAUCCAAGCCGAUUUUCGGUUGGAUGGGUCUCGUGUGGACAACGUCAAUUCUCGCCGCCUCGGCCGCUUCGCAACGGGCAUCAUGCGCAAGCUGGAGACAUCGGAGACCAACGUGAACGUCUAUCUCCCGCAUUACGACAACUCAUUACUGGGCUCGGCUGUCGUCCCGCCCAUCACUGUUGACCUGCGCGACGGGCACACAACUACCGUGGACUUUGUCACCGAUCUCACUCCCGGUGAUGCUGAACAAAUUAAGAGGAUUGCCAACAACUGGCUCGAGGGAAAGCUGGACCAACUCAAGGUCACUGGCGCCGCUCAGAUCCAGGUCAAAUCCGGAAUAUUCCCUCUGGGAGCGCAUGACGUGGUGGAAUCCAUGGUAUUUGAAGCAAGCAAAAUCCCGUCGGUGCCCGAGUACAACAUCGAGCGUCUUACUUUCACGGACGUGCCCAUGGGCCGCGACGGACGCAUGGCUGUUGGUGCGAAUGUCUCACUCGCUCUCCACAAUGACUAUCACAUCGGCCUCAAUGUCCCUCCACUGGGCUUCGAGAUUCUCCUGGCCAACUGCGACUCUUCAGACCCCUACAUCACAGUGGCGGAGGCUGUCACUGACAACAUUGAGGUGCGCCCCCUCGCUGAUGUUCACGCUGGAGCGCUAGGCAUCAUUCGCGAGAUCCCCCAGUCGCUGGUUCGGUCCUGCCCCAAGAGCAACAUGUCUCCACUGGACCACUUCAUGGGCCGGUAUCUACGGGGCGAAGAUGCUGAGAUCUAUGUCCGCGGCAAUAAGAUCGAGGACUCUGACGCGCCGGAUUGGAUCACGUCUAUUUUGCGGAAUAUCAUGGUGCCUAUCGAGUUCCCUGGACAUUCUUUUGGCAACGUCAUCCGAAAUUUCUCUGCUACCGAUGUCAACUUUCAGAUGGGUAGCCCAUUCGCUGAUCCUAACGACCCAGAAGGUGUGCCGCAUGUAUCAGGAACCAUCCAGGUCAUUGCAGCGUUGCCAGAAGAGUUCGACAUCGACCUCGGAGUCCAGAACCUACGGUCAGAUGCUGAGCUCUUCUACAAAGGCAAGAAGCUUGGGAAUUUGAACAUGGAGGAUUGGAAUCCUGCAAACUCGACAAGGGUCACAAUCGAUAACGAGGUUAUGAUGAACAUCACUUCCCGCGUUCUCAACGUACCACUCGAUGUCACGAACAAUGACGUAUUCACCGACAUUCUACAGAAGAUGUUUUUCGGAGACGGUGACAUUCUUCUCACUGUCGAAGCAGAUGUGGAUGUGCAAGUUGGCACUGUACUUGGACACGUUGAUCUCAAGGGUAUUCCCGCGAACGGGACCAUCCCAGUCAAAACAAUGCCUCGAGAUACCCUCACCCAACUCCUCCCGCAGGUCGACAACAUACAAAUCUUGAAUACCUCUGAAACGGGCGUCACCAUGGAGGCCAGGGUGAAUUUCACCAACCCUACCCCAUAUACUGCGCAAAUACCAUAUGUCAACCUUCACAUCCUCAACAGCGGGUCUCUCAUUGGCGAAGCGAUUGCGACGAACGUGAACCUCAUAUUGGGGAACAAUACUGGGAAUAUCAUACACGCCACCUGGGAUCCAUGGACUUUUGGUGGCGACGAAUCUCGACGGAUCGCCAAGCGUCUCUUGUCAGAAUACUUGUCGGGCGAAAACACGACCCUGGAAGUUCGGACUCACCGCGGCACGAUCCCAAGCAUGCCACUCUUGGGCGAAGGGUUAUCCAAACUCAACAUCACCAUCCCAACGCCUCGAAUUCGAUUACCGCACAAGCCCGGCGGGGACGAGGACGGGGAUGGUGGCGACGAGGACGACAGAGACAGCAGCCGCUUCAUCCAAGGAGCCACUUUUCACAUAUUCUCAUCCACAUCCACGUUCACGCUCGCGUCGCCCCUUCACCACGACACGGUAUACAUCGAAUACAUCAACGCCACGGCAUUCUACAACCACACGGAGCCUAUCGGACAGAUCGUCACGGACCAGGCGUUCCCCGCCCCUCCCGGAUUGACAGUCACGCCGAAGCUGCCGGUUGAGUGGUCGCCUAGUCACAUUGGCUACGGCAAGCUUAAAGAAGCACUUGGCGGCAGGCUGAAGCUGGAUGCGGAAGCCGAUGUCAGGAUCCGUCUCGGCAGCUGGGUCGAGGAGAUACACUACAUUGGGCACGGCAUCGGUGCCAAGUUGCGGAGAGUGAGCGAGCAUCUUGUGAGCGACCACGCAAUUGCACGCAGAGACUUUGCACAGCCUCUCAAGAUGCUUCGCCAGACCGAAUCAUCUUCUACUGCUGCAUCUCUACGCGCUCAGCGCCUGCCCCUUACAUCCGUGGACAUGAACAGCCUUAGGUCCGGAGCCCUCAAGGCCAAACAUGGGAGGACUCUGGAUCUCGGCAAUCUGGUGCGGAGAGAUCAGGUAGACAGCGAGAUGCGCGUUGACACUGUCGUCUUGGAGCUGUGCUUCGAGUCAGACAAGGUCAUGCGGCAGUUCAAGCACAGCCUGGAGGACGUUGCUCCUGGCCGACCCAGGGUACAGGAUGUACAAAGGCGGCAGUGCCCAGAGUUGGAGCCGGAGGGUCUGAGGUUGAACCAGUACAAGUGA